Peronospora belbahrii is the source of this 1410-nucleotide messenger RNA. The record is from the annotation of a GenBank genome assembly. NCBI's taxonomy places the organism in Eukaryota, Oomycota, Peronosporomycetes, Peronosporales, Peronosporaceae.
AUGACGGAAGAAGCGUCAGAAUAUGAAGUCAAGCGGCAACGACGUAUAGCUGCGAACCAAGAGAAACUCCAGGAGCUUCAGAUUGUAUCAUUAAGUACGAAUCCAUCUCUCGCGCAUGAAUGUACGAAGCGAAAACGAGGUUUCGAGACGUUGCAACGAUCGAGGAGAACUCCCACAAGACGGUCAUUACGACAGGUAAAAAAGGACAAAGUGAUGGAACAAGAGCAAUGCAAGGCCGUGAAGAAAACACGUGACAAAAGCGUGAAAAGUACACUGGAAGCAAGGAGAAGAGAAGAAGAGGAGGUAAAAGCGGCUACAUUAUUUCAUGGAGAAGAUCGAAAGAAGGACGAGGUACUGGAUGCACAAGAAGAGCAGUGGAAGAGACUGGAUUGGAGAAUGAGGAGGAAAUUACAGCUUCGAAAAGAGAGGAGACAAGUAACGAUGCAAAAGAGAGAAGAGAAGAAGAGAAGGAGAUUGAAAGAGAAAGUAAAGUGGGAAAGGAUUCGAGCACGGGAACGAAAAGCUAAGAAGAGACAAAAGGAGAGAGACAAACUGGAAAAGAGUGUACAAAAGGAAUUGGCAUUGCAGCAGAGAAUGGAAGAAGGUGAGCUGAUGCGACAAGAAGAUCGAUUGGCACGAAGUGUCGUGAAACAGAGGGUCAAAGAUGAAAAGAUGAAGAAACGGCACGAUCAAAAUGCGCUGGUAAAGAUAGUGUUGGACGACACGGUGGUAAAUGAACGACAGCGAUUGCGUGAAAAGGAAGAUGCAUGGAGGAGGGAGAUUUAUCCUGUACAGAGAAUUCAUUUGCCUCUUGUGAUGAUAUCUGACCCGGUUGGUUUCGAUAAAACCAAGCCGCUGGUGUUAAGCUCACUGUUGAAUGUGGAUGUAGAUCUUUUCCAUGCAUUCUCGCUCGGCAAACAGUUUUUACCUCCAGGAAAAAAAGCUGUGAUGCAAGGUCUGUGUCCAGGAGGAUUUAUAACGGCAUUUCAAGAACAUGCUGACAUUCAUGUCUGGAAAAACGCAAUGACGUUGUUUGUCAGUGGUACCACGGGAUUGUUCUACCAUUACAUGUUUGAAGAAACAAGGCAUGAUGGCCGCAUAUACGUUUACUUUCGAUGGAGCCGCAGUAAAGACGUCACGCCACCAAUUCUAUGGCGUAUGUGUCAAGUGCAAAAAGGUGAAGAACAUUUACGCUUGAACAUGAGCUAUUACGACGCUGCAACGCCGACUCAGAAUCCGGAAUCUCUCCUGCUUUUUGUCCAGUAUCCAAAGGGUCCCUAUAUCUAUUGCGGACGACUGGGCUAUCUCGGUCAUCAACCGAACCCGCUUGAAUUUUCUUUUCAGCUACUUGACACCAACGCACUGAACUGGAGACGAAUUCGCACUUUGCUAACAUCCUGUUCAUCAUGA